GGGUAGAGGUCGCCUGUCACGCGGACUCGGGCUCUGAAGCUCCUCGGACGACAGUGUGUUCCCGGGCCUCGUAGGGGAAGGUCGCACGUUGUCAGAAUGGGGUCCCGUCGACUUGCGCAUCCCGCCCUUCCUCUGUUGUUCCUGGUCUCCUGUCUCGGCCAUUUGACGGAGGCCCAACCUCCCGGGGCCGUGACCAGCUUCAAGAUCUCCGGCAGGAUCCAGUCACGAUAUGCGGUCACUCACGUCACGUCGCAGAUGAAGAACCCUUCCUCGGCCGCCGCGGAACUCAAGUUCAAGAUGCAGCUUCCCAAGACGGCCUUCAUCUCCUCCUUCAUCAUGGAGAUCGAAGGCCAAUUACUAACCAGCACAGUGAAGGAGAAGGAGGCGGCAAAAGAGAACCUACACGUCAGCCAAGAAGCGAGGAAAUCAACCGGCCUUUGCUGGAGAGAAAGACGACCCCUCUUCGAGAUCAAGCACCAACGUGGACCGGAGGGACACGUCAUCUUCUACCUCACCUACGAGGACUGCUGCCGUCGGGGAAAAGAGGGAUACCUGUAUUCCGUGUACAUCCGACCGGGCCAUGUCAUCCCGGCGGUGGAAGUGGACGUGGAGGUCAUAGACCAGGAAGCUUUGACGAACGUGGCCGUCUUGAAGGUCCCGGGGAAUAACAUAGACGACGUGAGGAGAGAGGACCCAGGACCCGGGAGAGUCCGGCUCCGCUACGCCUACGAAAUCCCGCCAGGAAGAGACACACUCAACGGCAUCUUCUCCUUCAAGUACGACGUCGCCAGGAGGCCUGAUGGAGGCGAACUGCAGCAAAAGGGCAAGUACUUCGUCCACUACUUCUCGCCGGAUGGCCUCCCCAAGAUGGCAGCGCACACCGUCUUCGUGCUGGACAUCUCGAGCUCGAUGCUAGGAGAGAAGAUCGUCCAGCUGAAGAAGGCGAUGGAGGCUAUUCUGCGAGACAUGAAGCCGGAGGACUCCUUUGAGCUGCUGACCUUCUCGACGGCCGUGGACACCAUCGGCUUCUACCAGGGGACCGAAGACCAGAUCGAGAUGGCAGUGGAGAAGAUCAGAGGCCUGAGGACGACGGGGUCAACCAACCUCAACGCGGCCUACAUCCACGCCAUCAACAAGCUCAACCAGCUGGACAGGAAAAACACGGCGAGACAGAUGGUGUUCCUCACAGAUGGCCAAGCAACCGUAGGCAUCACGAGAUCGCAGUCUAUAAGGGCGAACGUGAGGAACGAGAACGUGCGGCGCCACCCGAUCUACGGCCUGUCCUUCGGCGUCGGCGCUGACCUCAAACUGCUUCAGGAGGUGAGCGCCGACAACCGAGGCUUCGCCAGACAUAUCGACGAAAGCACAGACUCUGAGAAACAGCUGAUAGGAUUCUACCAGGAGAUCGCCACGCCCCUCAUGGCUGACGUGGAAGUGGUCUAUCCGGAGCACGAGGUCGACCUCGAGUCCGUGGUGAAGCAAGGCACGACUCACUACUACUCGGGGGGAGAGGUGGUGAUCGCUGGAGUGCUGGCAGAGGGAGCCACGCACGUCGAGGCCCUUGUCAAGGGUGCUGGCAUCGCCGGACCUAUUACCUUCAGGGUGGACCGCCUACACGUGGCUCCAGCGACCUUGCUCGAGGAGGACAACUUUAUCGCGAGGUUGUGGGCCUACCUAGCUGUGCAGGUGAUGUCAGGGGACUAGGUAGUCUCCUCGUAA
Penaeus vannamei (Pacific white shrimp) is the source of this 1719-nucleotide messenger RNA. The record is from RefSeq and is a predicted model, not a curated record. Lineage: Eukaryota; Metazoa; Arthropoda; Malacostraca; Decapoda; Penaeidae.